Messenger RNA from Ostertagia ostertagi, 954 nucleotides. The record is from the annotation of a GenBank genome assembly. NCBI's taxonomy places the organism in Eukaryota, Metazoa, Nematoda, Chromadorea, Rhabditida, Trichostrongylidae.
AUGGUCCAUAUUGAGGAGCCCGUUCACGAUCCGCUGUCCACACCAACUGAAGCGCUGUCGUCACUUUUGGAUACAUUCUCGUCACCGAUUUCUGACAACAGUGGCGGUUUCUCAAUUGGUCAUCUCACUGGAUCUCCAUACAAACAAAUGGCAAGCUCGAAUCGAUUUGCCCAGCCUAGUCGUAGGGCAUUUGGUAUAAUGUCGUCCCACUAUGAAGCCAGUAAUUCACCUGGCGCUCCAGGAACGCCUAUAAAUGGCUCUUCCAUGGCAUCGGUCAAUAUGAAUCACCUUGUUGGCGUAGUUACUUUACCACAGCAUGCUCCACCACCGAAGAAUCCUAAGCUGUACAAAACGGAGUUGUGCCGUUCGUGGAUGGACCAUGGUCGUUGUAAUUACGGGGAAAGAUGUCAAUACGCUCACGGUGAACAAGAAAAACGUCCGAUUCCGCGUCAUCCAAAGUACAAAACCGAAGCGUGCCAAUCCUAUCAUCAGUCCGGUUAUUGCCCAUAUGGUCCACGAUGUCAUUUCAUCCACAGCGAGACGGAUCUUCUUCUCGCGAAUCUUCCGAAUCCGCCAUCGUCGUGUGCACCGUCGAUACGCUCCAAUCACAACACGUUUGCUCCGAUGGCCUGCUCACAGCAACUGUCGUCGUCGUCGUACGGAGCCCCGAUGAGUCGGUCAUUAGGUGGAACACAAGCGAAUGCGCUAUUAGGCAGCCCUAUGCUUCAACGCCUGUCGUCAUUGCCUAGCUAUGGCAGUACUGGUGAAUCAAUGGCUGGUAGUAGCAGUUCUGCUGAUAGCGGAUCAGAAUCACCAAACGGGAGCUUUUCACCGGGACUCGAUCUGGACGAUGGAGGUUCAUUCGGCACAGGGUUUAUGGCACCGCUUCCGGCCAAUCAACGAAGCAUGGCUGAGCAGUUGCCUAACUCGAUGAAUUACGACUUGAGUCGGUAA